This is a messenger RNA of Phytophthora nicotianae INRA-310, 639 nucleotides long. RefSeq lists its product as hypothetical. The record is from RefSeq and is a predicted model, not a curated record. The transcript has a single exon. Bases 1 to 639 code for a protein of 212 amino acids. NCBI's taxonomy places the organism in Eukaryota, Oomycota, Peronosporomycetes, Peronosporales, Peronosporaceae.
AUGAGCAGCAAGCGAAGAAAAAAGAGCGAUCCGCCUGAUGAGGAGAAGUCUAAGCGUCGCUGUUCACAGAGCAUUGCUGAGCCUACGCGACAGAAGACAGCUUCAGAUGACAGAACUGUCGAUCAGCCUGACGAGAAGAAACCUAAGAGUCGACGUUCAAGCAGAACUGCCAAGUCUGCAGAGCAGAAGGCAACCACACACGGGAGAGUGCUCGUUCAUCCAUCGACGUGGUUGGAUCCUGCGUUGGCGAAAGACCUCUGGAUGCCAGAUGCGGAUUCGUUGCAAGCGGUUGAGAAGACAUCGCAUCAUCCACCUCUGGUUGAUCGAUUGCUCACGUCGUGGUUUGACGUCACCAACUUCACCGAUGUGUUCAGAGCGACUCGGUGGAGAACGAUGCGUACACCGUCGUUCGAAGAUCUGCAGGAAGAUCUACGCACGCUGGGAGAGUUAAGUGAAGAGAGCAAGUCUGUCAACAGUGUUAUCAAGAUUCACUUGUAUCCAACUACGCUUCAACGCGGGAAGCUGGAGCAGAUCUUCGCUGCGAAUCGCGCCGUGUACAACAAACUGGUUGCUAGCUCCAAAGAAGAUCGUGCAAUGCGACUCGUGCCGCGGGGGAACUCCGACAAGAACGAAAAAUGA